Messenger RNA from Meloidogyne enterolobii, 561 nucleotides. The record is from the annotation of a GenBank genome assembly. Lineage: Eukaryota; Metazoa; Nematoda; Chromadorea; Rhabditida; Meloidogynidae.
AUGCAAACAACUCUUUGGUCAAAAUGCAUACAAAUUGAAAAGUUUGGAGAACCAAAUGAAGUAUCAAUUCUUUGUACAAUCCCUAUAGAUCCAAAAAAAUGGAAUGAAAAUGCAGCUUUAAUUAGAUGGAUAGCUUCACCAAUAAAUUUAUUAGAUUUAAAUAUAAUUAAAGGAAAAUAUAAAAAAAUAAACACAAAUUUAAAUAAAUUUCCUUGUAUUGGAGGAACUGAAGGUGUUGGAUUAGUCGAGAGAGUGGGAUCAAAUGUCCAUCAUUUAUGUGUUGGUGAUUUAGUUAUUAAUAUUAAUUAUUGGUUGAAUAAGAAUCAAAAUGAGAUUGAAUUAAAUCAAAUUUGGACAGAAUGGGACAUAAUUCCUUCGAAUUCACUUUUUUCUAUAGACAGGAAAAUUAAUUUAGUUUCGGCUGCUACUUUAGGAAUUACUCCACCAAUUGCUUGGACAUUAAUUAAUGAUUUUAUUAAACUUGAAAAAGGUGAUUGGAUAAUACAAAAUGCAGCAAAUUCUGAUAUUGGAUUAAAUAUAAUUCAAUUGGCAAAAGGUUAA